AAUGAAUAAGAAAGAAUAGAGAAAACUUAAUGCUCAAAUAGAUAAGGAAGUCCUUAAAUUAACAGGUGGAGUAUAUCCUGUUGGUCUUAUUACUUAAUAAAAACCCAUCAUUCAUUAGAAAUGGGCACAAGAAGAAAUAUUAUUAAACAAUUCUCUUAUCAAAAGAAUUAAUGCUUGGGUACCUGAAUAAGAGAGAGGCAAACUAUUUCCAGGAGAAAAAUUUAACAUUGAACCUGAAAUUGUUGAAUUUACAGAAAAUGAUAUAGUGGUUGAUGAAAAUUGGGAUUAUGAAGAAACCAAAUACUUAUUUUAAGAAUUAAGACAUUUUAAUUAUAAUUUCAUUAUUCUUUAUGAUAGAUAUCAAUAUUAAAAUAAGAAUAGAGAUAUAUAUCAAUUAAAAGAUAGAUAUUAUAGUGUAAUGAGAGAGAUCUUAUAAAAAAGAAAUUAAACAUCACAUUAAUUAUAUAAUUAUGUUUAUGAUGAGGAAUAUGAUAGAUUUAGAAAUAUGGAAUUAGAAAAAUAUUUAAAAAGAACUAAAUAAAUAUGUGAUGAUGAAAAAAAAAUAUAAGAAGAUCUAAGAAAAUUAGAUUAAUUGAUUAAAAAAUAAGAAAAAGAACAUCGUAGUAUAACUAGAUGUAUUGGAAGUGCUUAAGAAACUGAUGUAAAUAUAUAUAUAUAUAUAUAAUAGGAAAUAGAUGAAAAUAGAUUAUAAACAAUUUUAGAAGUUGGUUAGAAAAAUGAAGAUUUAAAAAAUAAAACUUAAUAACAUAUAGUGUAUCUUAGAACCAAAUGGGUUAAUGAAGUAUUACCUAUUCCAAGUUCAGUUAAGGAUAAAUUAGAUAGAUAAUUAAAAGACAUUAUCCCUCAAACUAAAUUAGUCUUAAAUUAAGAAUUAGAGUCUUAAUACUCUCAAUUAAGAAAGUUUUAUUUAGAAGUUUUAAUUAAAUAAAGAUUAUAAAAAAAGAGAGAAGCAGAUAAAAAAUAAUUAGAAGAUAAAAUUAGAAAACUUAAAACAUAAUUUGAUUCUUAACCUCAAAGUGAUAUUAAAUAAAAAAAAUGA
Messenger RNA from Paramecium pentaurelia, 1060 nucleotides. NCBI's taxonomy places the organism in Eukaryota, Ciliophora, Oligohymenophorea, Peniculida, Parameciidae. The record is from the annotation of a GenBank genome assembly.